AUUUCCUGGUUGUCUUCUUCCGCGCGUCACACCAUUUGAGAGCUCUCCAAAGUUGUAGCUUGUUUUCUCUCUCUCUCUCGCUCCUUAUCUUUCUAGUUGCAUCACCAGUCUCUCGGCCUCCACUAAACCCAUGAUUACAUAAGAGUCCGUCGGCAGUUCACUUCUCUCGUCACAGCGUCCAUCACCCACCACCCUCCAAUCUCCAAAUUACCUGCCUGCCCUCGCUGCUUCCUACACCUCCAUGAAACCCACGGCCGAAACAGGGCACCUCUCUGCCUUCCCCGCCCCGACCAAGGUCUUAAAGAAGGCCCCUCUCAUGGCUUCGAUCCCUCCCCCGCUUUCUCCCUCCUCCUCCUCCUCCUCUUCUUAUUCCCCUUCCAACUACUCUUCAAGCAGCAUAACCCAGAUGGGCAGUGAUCACAUCAUCUCUAUCCUCCUCCUCCUCCCCGUAGAGUCCAUCCUCUCCUUCUCCAUGACAUGCAGAAGGUUCAGAUCCGUGGCCUCCUCCGACUCCGUGUGGGAACCCAUCUGCAGGAGGGAGUGGGGCAGCGGCGGCGUCGACGCCCUCGUCGCUUCCUUGUCUCAGCAAGAAAGGCAGCGGCUUUCUUGGAAGCGGCUCUACGCGCAAGUUUCCCGGCCCCGUUCCCUUUCUUGCCGCCGAUUGUCGAGUAAAAGUGGCGCCUUUCCGAAUCCCAGGGCUUCUCACUCCCUCAAUUUCAUCUCUGAUUGGCUUGUUCUCUUCGGCGGGGGAUGCGAAGGAGGUCGCCACCUUGAUGAUACAUGGGUAGCAUACAUUGGAAAUGGACACAAUAGAGUGAUAUGUUGGCAGCAUGUUAAUUCUGGUGUUCCAAGUGGGCGUUUUGGACAGACAUGCACACUCCUUAGCAAGUUUCUAGUUCUGUUUGGUGGAAUCAACGAUAAUGGAGAGCGUUUAAAUGAUACAUGGAUUGGGGAGGUUCUUUAUGAAGGACAAAUUGAUCUCAGAAUUGCAUGGAGGCUACUGGAUGUGGGUACUCUGGUUCCUCCCCCUCGAGGAGCCCAUGCUGCAUGUUGUGCUGGAGAUCAGAGGGUGAUGAUACAUGGAGGGAUCGGGUCGUACGGCCUCAGAUUUGAUGAUACAUGGAUUCUAGAUCUGUCAGAUGACUUUAAAUCUGGUAGGUGGCACCAGGUGAUGAAUGCUCAGUCAUCACCUCCCCCACGGUCCGGUCACUCGUUAACAUGGAUUGGUGGGACAUACAUGGUUCUCUUUGGUGGGAGGGGCUCGGGAUAUGAGGUUCUUAAUGAUGUCUGGCUCUUUGAUGUUGGUGGCGAUGGUCCUGAAUGGAAGGAAUUAAAGCUAUCUGGUUUACCUAGUGAAAUGCCACUUCCACGAGUCGGGCAUUCGGCAACACUUAUAUUAGGAAACAAGAUUCUCAUAUAUGGUGGUGAAGAUUCAGAGAGGCACCGGAAGGAUGAUUUCUGGGUGUUAGACAUAGGAGCCUUGCGAAGUUUCCAAACAGCAGGUUCAAAGAAAACACCGAGAAAAUUGUGGAAGAGGCUAAGCAUCGAAGGUCACUCCCCACAGUACAGGUCCUUCCAUGGGGCCUGCACAGACAGGUCAGGACAUUAUGUGUAUGUCUUUGGUGGUAUGGUCGAUGGUGUUGUACAUCCUGCUGAAGCCUAUGGGCUGAGCUUCAACGGGGAGUUGUAUCAGGUCAAGCUUGUGCUUCAGUUAUAGGCACAUGUGACUUCCUGUAUCAAACCACUACUAGGAUCUAUCCACUAUGUUGUAUAGACAAAUGGUAGUCUGUUCAGAAAUCCAGCUCCUUGUAAGAAUGUAUCCAUUAAGUCAUUUUAUUAGUGGAUCAGAUCGUAUGAAUCAUGAUUUGUCAUCAA
This is a messenger RNA of Musa acuminata AAA Group (dessert banana), 1875 nucleotides long. Its product is annotated as F-box/kelch-repeat protein At1g51550. The coding region runs from base 242 to 1717 and encodes 491 amino acids. The record is from RefSeq and is a predicted model, not a curated record. Gene Ontology annotation, molecular function: protein binding. Lineage: Eukaryota; Viridiplantae; Streptophyta; Magnoliopsida; Zingiberales; Musaceae. The transcript has 2 exons.